UGACCUUGGAGGCAUCUUGAGACAAUGCAGGCUCUUCAGCAUAGAAAUGGAGAUGAGCACCACCCCCCAGAGUCAGACACAACUAGACUUAAUGUCAAGAGGAAACCUUUAUCUUUACUUAAGAUUUAUUAUUGUGGAAAACUGAGGCCUGGGUCAAAUGUUUGGUUCACUUUGGGCUGUCAUAGCUCUUUUAUAAUCCUACUAACUCAACUCCCCUUUACAUUUCUAUCCAAGAACUUGCUUUACAUCAAGAGAGAAAUGCUGGACUCUGAUUAUAUAGAAUCAGAUGAAGAGGUUUCCACAAACAAAGAAAGACAUUCUCGCCUUGGGGAGGAUAAUCUGGAUGAUACACUGGAAUUUGAUUUUUCACGCCGAACUUUGAGAGCAGAAGAGUUCAAAGAACUGUAUACAAAGGACAGUAGCUUAUUGGUUGAUCAAGACACUGGUCAUGAGGUUAAAGCCACGGUAGAGGAGCACCAGGAUUCAAAACAAAUGGCAAAAUCUAUCCCUCAGAUUCUUCUCCUUAGAAGUGAGAACCAUAAGGAUCCCAUUCCCUAUGUCUCUUCUCUAGAUGCAUCUGAGAUCCUAGAAAUCAAAGGAAGUAUUGAAAGUUCCAAUGAUAGUGAAUAUUGAAAACUUACACUCUUAUCAGUCUUCUAUCACUUUGCUUCAAAUGCUCGCUUGUGUUUCUCCUUCAGGGCCUAAUUCUAAUUUUUGUUUCUAGAGAAUUACAAAAUUAUUAUUUCAAGUGGCUCAGGACAUAAUACUGGAGCCACCUCUCCAUAUUAAAAUUUUUGUGGAAUAUAUGUGGGUAACAAAAUGCAAUGAGGAAAGCGAAUGUGUAAAUAGUAUU
Messenger RNA from Anolis sagrei ordinatus, 853 nucleotides. The record is from RefSeq and is a predicted model, not a curated record. Lineage: Eukaryota; Metazoa; Chordata; Lepidosauria; Squamata; Anolidae.